Messenger RNA from Prorocentrum cordatum, 1603 nucleotides. The record is from the annotation of a GenBank genome assembly. Lineage: Eukaryota; Dinophyceae; Prorocentrales; Prorocentraceae.
AUGGCCAGCUCGCCUGGCUGGCCCUGCUCAAACGCCUUCCCGAUCUCAGCCAAGAUGGCUGAGUGGAUCGCACCGGCGGGCUCCAGCGCGGCGGCGAUGGCGGCCUGGACUGCGUCGGCCAUGGCGACAGGCAGCGCCGGCGGAAUACUGGGAAAUGUCUCAGCCGAGGACGCCUGCGUGGAGUGCUAUGGGUUGCUGGGGACUGAUGCUGGAAACGCUGCGAGGACUGGCAGCGUUGGCAUGACUGCCCGAAUGAAUGAGCGGCACCUGAGCGUCACAGGGUUGCUAAUCGCCCGGCGGCGCGCUGGUGCGAAUCCUGAGGAAGAAGCUGGCGUCGCCGCGAAGAAGGUGCGGAAUGAGCGGCACCUGAGCGUCACAGGGUUGCUAAUCGGCACGGGGCGUGCGCCACGAAUCCUGAUGAGGAAGCUGGCGUCGGUAUGCUGCGGCGCGCAGACAUGCACAGGCGCGCAGAAAGCGUACGCAGAGGCGCGCGAAAGCGCGAUGGAGCGCGCUGGAACGCGCGGUGGCGCGCAGAAGCACGGACAGGCGAUGCGCGAGGCCGCGCAAACGGUCAAGCGGAGCCGAAGCCGGGGGCUGCGGCUCACGCGCCCGAGCGGCCUCACCUCCCGCUCGCCUCCGUCUUCCUCCUCUUCGCUGGCUGGCUGGUUGGUGGCUGGGAUGUGCGGUGGAGAGCGCUCCUCGCUGCGGAUGCUCCGAUCCGUGUUCAGCACGUCGCAGCAGCGGGGCGACGCCCCGCAGCAGAGAGAAUGUCCCGCAGGACGGGAGAGGCACUCCGCAGCGAGGCCGAGCUUCCCGCAGGACGGGAGGCAGCGCUGUGACAGGAAGAGCCCCCGCAGGACGGGAAGGCUUUCCGUCAUGGAGCGCGCGGUCUGCCCGCCGGAGGGGCUGCGCGCGCACGACGUCGGUCCGGUCGGGGAGGCGCUGGACGAGCUGGAGCGGCGCGUGCGGACCCGCGCUCGCGCGGCGGAGGCGGCCGCGCGAGCCGCGCGGGCGGCAGAGGAGGACGCGGCGGCCCGGGAGGCGCGCCUGCGCGCCCGGGGGCAGCAGCUCGCCGAGCGCCAGCGGGAGCUCGCGGAGCGGGCGGCCUGGCAGGCGCGGCGCGCCGAGGGGCUCGAGGAGCGCCGCCGGCUGCAGCUGUGGCGCCGCCAGGAAGCCCUGGCGAUGCAGGAGGAGGACCUGGCCGGCAGGCGCGCGCGGCUGGCCCUGGCGGCGGCCGCCUCCGCGGAGGGUGCGGGCGCGGCGUGGGCCGCGGCAGGUCCGGGCUGGGGCAGCUGCCGCGGUGGCCGCGACCUCUCCGAGUCCGAUCGGGCUUGCUGGCCGCCUCUGGCCUGAGGGCUUCUCCGAAGGGCUUAGGCGCCAGGGCCCAAGAUCGAGGCGUCGGAGGUCUGGGGAAGAAGGGACGCCGCCACAAAGUCCCGGAGGUCCGCGCGCAGCUCUCCGGCAGGCGCCGGAGAGAGCCCCUCGCCGCACCUGCCUCCCGGGCGCGUGGACCGCCCCCGGGGCGAUCUUGGAGGCGCCGCCAGGGGUCUCGGCAUCGCUCGGACGUGUGCACUUUUCCCUCGGCGAGGACCAUCGAGGAGCA